AUGGCGAUGGCACGAUUCAUAAAUUUGGAAAGAAAAUUACAGGCAAACCCAUCAUUAAAGAGAGAAUAUGUCGAAUUCAUGAAAGAGUAUCUAGCUGAUGGGCAUAUGAAAAAAGUAAGUUCAAAAAGACAGGGAAAAUAUUAUCUACCUCACCAAGCAGUAGUAAGAGCGAAUAGUAUCACUACUAAGGUGAGAGUAGUUUUUGAUGCUUCGGCAAAGACCACGAAUAAAAAUAGUUUAAAUGAUGUAUUAUAUGUUGGCCCAAGGUUGCAAAGGGAUAUCUUUGAUAUAUUGUUGAAGUUUCGACUGAAAAAAUUUGCCAUAGUUGCUGACAUAGAAAAAAUGUAUAGACAAAUAUGGGUGAGUAAAAAUGAUCAGAAAUACCAACAUAUUUUGUGGAGAAGCGAGAUUAAUCAGCCAAUUGAAGAAUACAAGUUAACAACUGUAACUUACGGUAUUGCCCCUGCUUCAUUUUUAGCUAUAAGAACUUUAUUUGAAAUAGCAAAUGAAUGUCAGGAUAAUCAGAUAUCGAAAAUAAUUAAAGACGAUUUUUAUAUGGACGAUCUUCUAACUGGCGGUGAUACAAAAGAAGAGUGCAAAAGUGUUCGGCUAAGGAUAUCGGCGCAUUUGGAGAAGUAUGGAUUUCAUUUGAGAAAAUGGUGCUCAAACAGCAUGGAUAUAGUAGAAACGGUGGAAAAAUCAAAAGACAAUGAGGUCAUUGAUAUAGAUAAAGAAGAAAGUAUAAAAACGCUUGGCUUGCAAUGGAAUCCUAACAAUGAUAUAUUCAUGUUUAAGAUAGCAGAAAGUAGAGACGUCUAUAUAACAAAAAGAAUGGCAUUAUCGUAUCUAGGUAAAAUAUUUGAUCCAUUAGGACUAUUGGCUCCAGUUACAGUAUUGGUUAAGUUAUUUGUGCAGAAGCUCUGGAUAAGUAAUUUAGAUUGGGAUAUGAAAUUAAAUGAAGAAAUGAUGAAAGAAUGGAAAAACAUUGUGCAGAACUUAGACGCAAUACAAACAAUCAGAAUUGAGAGAUGGGUAGGAGUUACCGGAAAUGAUGAAAUAUGCCUGGUGGGGUUCGCUGACGCAUCGGAAAAGGCCUACGCAGCAAUAGUGUCAAGAGUAAAUGAAAUAAGCUCGUUAAUUCCAAGCGCCAAUUGGUUUUAUGUGCGAUCAAAGGAAAAUCCAGCAGACCUAGCAUCCAGAGGAAUUCAGCCGGAAAAGUUAGAGAACCAAUCGUUAUGGUGGAGAGGUCCAAACUGGUUAAACGAUGAUAGAAUGACAUGGCCAAAAGAACAAAUGGCAGCUAAAAUAAUAAAUAUCAGUAAAUUAAGAGAGGAAGACUUAUUUAAUCAGCUCAUCGAGAAAUAUUCAUCUUUUAGAAAAUUAAGUAGAGUGGUAGUAUAUAUUUUUCGUUUCAUAGACAGACUGAGGAAGGCUAAGUCUCCAGAAUAUCUAACUGUAGAGGAGUUUAGAAGAGCAGAUGCAGCUAUUUUUAGAAGUCAUCAGACAACACAAUUUUUUACGGAUAUAAGCAGAUUGAAAAAUAGCUGUGAAAUAGAUCAUCGAAACAAAAUGGUAAAUUUAAAUCCGUUUUUAGACAAAAACCAAGUUUUGAGAGUUGGAGGUCGAUUAAUCAAUGCAAAAAUUGGUUUUGAUAAAAAGCAUCCAAUAAUUAUAGCAAAAGGUCAUUUGGCGAAUUUGAUAAUAAAUGAAGCACACCGAGAAACAUUACAUGGUGGACAUCGAUUGAUGGAAAAUGUUAUAAAAAGAAGAUAUUGGAUAUUUGGACUUAAAAACUUGAUUAAGAAAUGUAUACGUGAAUGUGUAAGGUGCACCCGUUAUAAAGCAUUAAAGCAGAAGCAGCUUAUGGGUGAUUUACCAGAAUAUAGGGUCAAUGUGUCUGCUCCGUUCGCUCAUUGUGGAGUAGAUUACGCUGGACCAUUGCUAAUAAAAUGUUCUAAAGGGCGAGGCCAAAAAACUUUUAAAGGGUACGUAGCGGUAUUUGUAUGUAUGGCAACUAAAGCUUUGCAUUUAGAGUUGGUAAGUGACAUGACAUCAGACUCAUUUCUGGCGGCGCUGAAGCGAUUGUUUGCACGCAGAGGCAAAUGUUCACAUAUAUACUCAGACAACGGUACUAACUUCGUUGGAGCAUCCAAAAAAUUAGAUAAGGAUUUACAACAGGCUAUUAAAAGCAAUGUGAGUGCAGUUUGUGCAUUGGAAGCAGAAGGAUUUGAGGAAGGAAAAGCUGGAGAUAUACUGCAGUGA
Teleopsis dalmanni is the source of this 2262-nucleotide messenger RNA. RefSeq lists its product as uncharacterized. The transcript is spliced from 3 exons. The coding region runs from base 1 to 2262 and encodes 753 amino acids. Lineage: Eukaryota; Metazoa; Arthropoda; Insecta; Diptera; Diopsidae. The record is from RefSeq and is a predicted model, not a curated record. Gene Ontology annotation, molecular function: nucleic acid binding. Gene Ontology annotation, biological process: DNA integration.